Molecule: messenger RNA, 1075 nt
Organism: Ipomoea triloba (trilobed morning glory)
Lineage: Eukaryota; Viridiplantae; Streptophyta; Magnoliopsida; Solanales; Convolvulaceae
Product: probable glutathione S-transferase
Exons: 2
Coding region: 141-800 (219 amino acids)
Biological process (GO): glutathione metabolic process
Cellular component (GO): cytoplasm
Molecular function (GO): glutathione transferase activity
Source: RefSeq, a predicted model, not a curated record
AGCUAGCAAGGCUCUCACACCCAUUGUAGAAUUAUAUCUUUUUCUUUUUAAUUCUACUGGGCUUCUACUUCUAGCCACUGUUUUUGAGCUUCUUUUACACCCCAGAAAAGAAAAAAAAGCUCCCUUUUUUGGUUGGGAAAAUGGGUGAUGAAGUGAUAUUGUUGGAUUUCUGGCCUAGCAUGUUUGGGAUGAGGCUAAGAAUUGCUCUGGCUGAGAAGGAGGUCAAGUAUGAGUACAGAGAAGAGGAUCUGAGGAACAAGAGUGAGCUGCUUCUGAAGAUGAACCCGGUUCACAAGAAAAUCCCAGUGCUCAUCCACAAUGGGAAGCCAGUCUGUGAAUCUACAAUCGCAGUGGAGUAUAUUGAUGAGGUGUGGAAGGAUAAGGCCCCAUUGCUCCCCUCUGAUCCUUAUGAGAAAUCCCAGGCUAAGUUCUGGGCUGAUUACAUAGACAAGAAGCUGUAUGAUUUUGGCCGGAAAACAUGGUCAACAAAGGGAGAAGAACUGGAGGCAGCUGUUAAGGAGUUGAUAGGAUGUUUAAAGGUGCUGGAGGGAGCCCUUGGAGACAAGCCAUACUUUGGGGGUGAGAGUUUUGGGUUUGUUGAUGUUUCCCUCAUAGGAUACUACAGCUGGUUCUAUACCUGGGAGAGCUUUGGGCAUUUCAGUGUAGAGGCAGAGUGCCCCAAGCUGAUUGCUUGGGUUAAGAGGUGCAUGGAGAAGGAGAGUGUCUCCAAGUCUCUCCCUGAUUCUCACAAGGUCUUGGAGUUUGCCCAGAUGUUGAGGGAGAAGCUGGGUAUUGCUUAAGGGCUUCUUUCCAUUCAAUAACACUACUUGGUUCCUUGGGGUGCCAAGCUGCCAAUUCAAUCCAAGGUUGAUCUUUUGUGCACUUGGUUGAAGUUUAUUUGUGUUUUGUAGGUUUUCAUGUUGUGGAGUUUUAUGUUAUCAAAUGUGGUAGUAAUCUAUGGUCUGUGUGUAGCAGAGACACUUGAGUGUGUCCUGUGACUAGAUGUUGGAUUAAUGUAUGGCAAUAAGCCAAUUAUGUUGGUGUUUGUGCAAUGCUAUCUCCUGUUUAUUGAGAA